AUGGCCGCCGAGGAAGGAGGUGGCGAGCCCCAUAACAACAUGGGGAACCACCUACAGCUGGUGCCCGCAGAGAGCGAGGAAGAGGAUGACAAUGAAAUGGAAGUUGAAGAUCAAGAUAGUAAAGAAGCUGAAAAGCCAAACGUCAUUAAUUUUGAUACCAGUUUGCCAACAUCGCAUAUGUAUUUAGGCUCUGAUAUGGAAGAGUUUCAUGGAAGAACGGUGCAUGAUGACGACAGCUGUCAGGUGAUUCCAGUGUUGCCCCACGUGAUGGUGAUGUUGAUUCCUGGACAGACGUUACCUCUUCAGCUUUUUCGCCCUCAAGAGGUUAGCAUGGUGCGGAAUUUAAUUCAGAAAGACAGAACGUUUGCUGUUCUUGCAUACAGUAACGUACGUGAAAGAGAAGCACAUUUUGGAACAACAGCAGAAAUAUAUGCGUACAGAGAAGAGCAGGAAUAUGGAAUUGAAACAGUCAAAGUGAAAGCAAUAGGAAGACAGAGAUUCAAGGUGCUUGAAAUAAGAACCCAGUCAGAUGGAAUCCAGCAGGCUAAAGUACAAAUCCUUCCUGAGCGAGUGCUGCCUUCAACAAUGUCAGCAGUACAGCUGCAGUCUCUCAGCCGAUGCCAUGUAUUUCCUUCUUCGAAACCUACAGUGUGGCAGGACCGAGCUAUACAUCAAUGGUGGCAGAAAUAUCAAAAGAGGAAGUUCCACUGUGCAAGUUUGACAUCUUGGCCUCCCUGGCUCUACUCUCUAUAUGAUGCUGAAACCUUGAUGGAAAGAGUCAAGAGGCAGCUACAUGAAUGGGAUGAAAAUCUUAAAGAUGAAUCUCUUCCAACAAACCCAAUAGAUUUUUCUUACAGAGUCGCUGCUUGCCUGCCGAUUGACGAUGCAUUACGUAUACAGUUGCUUAAAAUAGGUAGUGCUGUUCAGCGACUCCGGUGUGAAUUAGAUAUUAUGAACAAAUGUACAUCUCUUUGUUGUAAGCAAUGCCAAGAUACAGAAAUAACUACCAAGAAUGAAAUAUUCAGUUUAUCCUUAUGUGGACCCAUGGCCGCAUACGUGAAUCCUCAUGGGUACAUCCAUGAAACCCUUACUGUAUAUAAAGCCUGCAACUUGAAUCUCAGUGGACGACCAUCGACAGAGCACAGCUGGUUUCCUGGGUAUGCCUGGACCAUAGCCCAGUGCAGAAUCUGUGGGAACCAUAUGGGAUGGAAGUUCACAGCUACCAAAAAGGAUAUGUCACCUCAGAAAUUCUGGGGAUUGACACGGUCUGCUCUCCUGCCUCGGAUUCCAGAAACAGAGGAAGACUCUGGCCACGAUAGAUCACCGUUACUCUGCCUGUAAUCUAGUAACCUGCUUUGGAGACAAACAGGCAGUAGCCUGUCUCUUAAAUGCAUCUGCUCAGUUCUGCUUCUGAUGCUUACUUAAACUUAAAAAGCCCAAGAACCCACACACAGAAAACAACCAAACAAGUAGACUCACUACAUUUGGGUUUGGUGUGCAUCCACA
Molecule: messenger RNA, 1506 nt
Organism: Gavia stellata (red-throated loon)
Lineage: Eukaryota; Metazoa; Chordata; Aves; Gaviiformes; Gaviidae
Gene: CRBN
Product: cereblon
Exons: 11
Coding region: 1-1341 (446 amino acids)
Biological process (GO): protein ubiquitination
Cellular component (GO): Cul4A-RING E3 ubiquitin ligase complex
Source: RefSeq, a predicted model, not a curated record